Molecule: messenger RNA, 1476 nt
Organism: Ceratotherium simum simum (southern white rhinoceros)
Lineage: Eukaryota; Metazoa; Chordata; Mammalia; Perissodactyla; Rhinocerotidae
Source: RefSeq, a predicted model, not a curated record
AUGCGCAUCUUGGAAUUGAUGGAGUGUGGCGCUCUCAUUGCUGUUGCCAGCCGCUUCCAGCAAGUACGGUCAUCCCCAUCUUACAGUGAGGAUGUCGCUUGCUUGAGCGCCGGCGGGGGCGCCUUCCCUGGCUUCCCCGUCCCACCCACUCCGCCGCCUCCCAAGAGUCGUAUCCAACAGCCGCCGCCCCGCGCCCCCUCCCCACCCUCCAACCGCCCUCCCCGCGCCCGCUUUAGGCGGGCGCCGCGCCCCCGACGUCCCCGCCGCCUGGCCCCGCCCCUCGUCUCCAUGGAGACCCGCACGCUUCCCGCGCCCGCCUCCCAACCGCCCUGCAGACCCUCUGACCUUUCUGUCUCUGCAGACGGGCAGGUGGACAGGUUACCAGGCAGUGCAACACAUCGCUGGCAAGUGGAGCAGAUCGAGGCCAUCGCCAAGUUUGACUACGUGGGGCGGUCCCCCCGUGAGCUGUCCUUCAAGAAGGGGGCCUCACUGCUACUGUACCACUGCAUCUCAGAGGACUGGUGGGAGGGUCGUCACAAUGGCGUGGAUGGACUCAUCCCACAUCAGUACAUAGUCGUACAGGACAUGGAUGACGCCUUCUCGGACAGCCUGAGCCAAAAGGCUGACGGCGAGGCCAGCGGUGGGCCACUGCUGGAAGACAAGGCCUCCUCCAAAAAUGGCCUCCAGUCCCCCACGGAGCACAUCUUGGAGUAUGGCUUUGGGGGGGUGAAGGGCGGAGUGCGGUUACGAUCCGAUGGAGCGGCCAUCCCCAGGCGCCGAAGCGGGGGCGACACGCACAGCCCGCCCCGGGGCCUGGGCCCCAGCAUAGACACGCCGCCCCGGGCUGCCGCCUGCCCCAGCAGCCCCCACAAAAUUCCCCUCACCCGGGGGAGGAUCGAGAGCCCCGAGAAGCGGAGGAUGGCGACGUUCGGGAGCGCCGGCAGCAUCAACUACGCUGACAAGAAGGCGCUCUCCGAAGGGCACUCGAUGAGGUCGACGUGCGGCUCCACCAGGCACAGCAGCCUGGGGGACCACAAGUCCCUGGAAGCUGAGGCCCUGGCAGAACACAUUGAGAAGACCAUGAGCACGGCUCUGCAUGAGCUGCGGGAACUCGAGAGGCAGAACACAGUCAAGCAGGCGCCAGAUGUGGUGCUGGACACCCUGGAGCCCCUGAAGAACCCGCCAGGCCCCAUCAGCUCAGAGCCCGCCAGCCCCCUGCACACCAUUGUCAUCCGCGACCCCGACACCGCUAUGUGCCGCAGCAGCAGCUCCUCCACUGAGAUGACGAUCACGUUCAAGCCAGCCCUGUCCCGCCUGGCCGGCGCCCAGCUGCGCCUGCCCCCCACGUGGCCGGUGCAGCCCGUGGUCCAGCGUCAGUCCAGCAGCAGCAGCAGCUGGAGCGUGGGCAGCCCAGCUGGGACACCCACGGAGAAGAGGUUCCCCAACAGCUCAACCCACAAAUCGGGCACCAUGUGA